This is a messenger RNA of Microthlaspi erraticum, 255 nucleotides long. Lineage: Eukaryota; Viridiplantae; Streptophyta; Magnoliopsida; Brassicales; Brassicaceae. The record is from the annotation of a GenBank genome assembly.
AUGCAUGUUUGGUCCUUUGAAAUAGGUCUUUUGGAGCAUUUGGAGCAUAAGGAGCAUGGAGGGACUUGGCACAUGGAAGCAGCUCAACUGGAUACGCAAAGGAAGAAGGGAGAAGCCAUCUUGAAGACCAGCUCGACCGUCUACUCGACCAACCGGUCGAGUUCCUCAACUCGACCGGCCAAGCUUCAACUCGAUCGAGCUGAGAAGUCAAAGUCAAACCCGAAAAAUGUUGCUUCCCCCUUGACUUUCCUUUGA